Linum trigynum is the source of this 609-nucleotide messenger RNA. NCBI's taxonomy places the organism in Eukaryota, Viridiplantae, Streptophyta, Magnoliopsida, Malpighiales, Linaceae. The record is from the annotation of a GenBank genome assembly.
GCCACAUAGAUAUAUCGACAACAUCACAUAAUUGUGGUGAUCUCUGACUGCUAGAAGUUUAAAUUAUGCAUUCUAACUACCAAACAAAAAAAAGAGCAUGCAAAUUUGCAUGACUAAGGCCAAUAUAAGCAUGCAAAUAUGUCAAGAUUUGAUCUUACACCAUCUCAAAGAGAGAUCAAUCAUGGCUGCCGAGAACGCCAACAGUGGCGAUGCUGUCAACAACGGCAAUAGUGCCGACGCCGCUGCCAAAAAAGCCGGCGCUGCUCCUCCACAACUAGUGUUCCGGUGUGCAGCGUGCCCUCGGGAAUUCGAUAAUGCAUGGGACCGCGCUAUGCACGAGCGGGAUGAUCACCAUCAGGGGUACUACGAUUCCAAUGUUUGGUGUAACAUCUGCGGGGAGAUUUUCAGCGAUCUGUCCGGGGUGAUUGCGCACCAACACCACUGCCACCUCGCCGAGGCUAGCUUACUCUGCCCCUGUCAGCGCCGCUUUCGUAGGUUUGAGGACGCGGCGCAGCACAUGAUUCGCCGUCACAGCGUAGUAGUUGUUCGUCGCAAUUAGCUAGCUAGUGGGCCAGCCAAGUUAGGUUGUCCGGACGGGUUGUUAGCCUU